Phytophthora infestans T30-4 is the source of this 519-nucleotide messenger RNA. Its product is annotated as secreted RxLR effector peptide protein, putative. The coding region runs from base 1 to 519 and encodes 172 amino acids. The record is from RefSeq and is a predicted model, not a curated record. The transcript has a single exon. Lineage: Eukaryota; Oomycota; Peronosporomycetes; Peronosporales; Peronosporaceae.
AUGGGGUCGUCCAAGCUCGUGCUACUUGUUGCUGCUGCCAUCUUGCUUGGUGUUGCUAACUGUGCAACCAGGCAGGUCGGUAUUUCAAAAGGUGUCUCCUCUCAAAUGGAGCACACAACAUCGGUAAGCGAGAAGAUUGAUAGCGACGAAAAACCUUUUCUGAGAUCUCUCAAAGAAACCAAGAGCGGCGCGAAUGAAGAGAGAGCUGUUAAUUUUUCUUUUUUGAAAAAUUUGAAGAAGAACGUACCAGGAGCGGAGGCUUUAAAAAAGGCAGCGGCCGCAAGAUCUGUCGCAACACAAGCGAAGAAGGCGAAGAAUAUGAAGCAAGCCGAUCUGUUCAAGCUGUCGGGAAUGAGAGAUCAUGAGAUAUUCCCGAAAUUUCAAGAGUGGAGACAGAUGGAGAAAACGUCGGGAGAAGCUGUAAAUGGUGUUUUUCAGGCGAUGAAGUCGAGUGGGAUGACGAAACAGGAAGCCAUCGCUAUUGGCAACCAAUAUGCACGUUGGCUUAGCGUCUUUUAG